UACUUCCUGUUUUCACGCCUGCUGGGUAGGAAGCACCUGCUGCACACGCCCAGCGGUGGAGGGACUCCGUGGUGCGUGGAAAAAAAAUCCCCCUGCCCUACAGAUGACUCCUGAAGGGACGCUGAAACACUACGACAUAAAGUCUAUCACACACAGACGGGUGUUCUGUGUGUGUGUGUGUGACUUCAGAAGUAAAGAAAGCCGCAGUAAAUACCCAAACCCAUGGGCCUGAAGCAGUCCCGGCCCAAAUUGUUCCCGGGGGACAUCGUGGAGUAUCCCAGGAACAAGUACUUCUCUCACUUCGCUGUGUACUACGGAGAGAGGGAUGGGGUUCCGUACGUCGCUCACCUGACCUGUCGAGAUUCAGACUCCAUGAUGCCACUGUUUGGCCGGGCUCUGAGGUCAGCGAUCAAACUGGAUCCACUGGAGCUGCUGGGGAAGAAUUACAAGGUCAACAACAUGAUGGACGGCUGUUUCUCCGUGAGGGAUUUCCACGACGUGGUGAAGCCGGCCAUCGAUGACCUGAUGGGGCGCGAGGUGACCUUCGACAUCCUGUUCCACAACAGCGAGCACCAGGCCACGCUCCUCAGGUACGGAGUCAAGAAAUCGCAGCAGAUAGAGAGGAUUUAUGAGCACAUCAUGCCAUCCUGGAAGAAGCUGUUGGAGCAGAAGAAACUGUGAACCGUUUUCUGUUCAGUUCUCUCCUCCAACACCGGGGGGCGACACCACCUUAAGAGAUCAAUUGAUGUUGUUAAUAAUUGGAUUACAUUUAUACAGCCAUCAAAAAGGAAAUGAAUACAAGAGAAUACUUGUGAUGGUAAAAUGUAUUUAUUGGGGAAUUUUAAGCAUUGAAUGAAUGUAUAUGUUCACAUGAUACGCCUAAAUACUUCUAAAAUGAGUAUUGAAAAUCAUAUCCAUCCCUGUUAUUUUAGGAUUGUAUUCUAAAUGUAUUUCUUUAAUUUAUGCUGUUCUUCUUCGUCUUUUCUUUGCUUAAAAAGAAGUGCAUUUCUCUCAUUGACUAUUUUCCCAGCCCGAUCAAACACAUUUCAUGAACAAUAAAGGUUAUCCAUGCAUACCUGUUUUGUCAGUGAUCGUUGUGGUUUAAAUAAAGGUGCAAAUAUCCAUCAUAACUCCCAAA
Molecule: messenger RNA, 1138 nt
Organism: Eleginops maclovinus (Patagonian blennie)
Lineage: Eukaryota; Metazoa; Chordata; Actinopteri; Perciformes; Eleginopidae
Gene: plaat1l
Product: phospholipase A and acyltransferase 1-like
Exons: 5
Coding region: 223-681 (152 amino acids)
Biological process (GO): N-acylphosphatidylethanolamine metabolic process
Cellular component (GO): cytoplasm
Molecular function (GO): A2-type glycerophospholipase activity; glycerophospholipid phospholipase A1 activity
Source: RefSeq, a predicted model, not a curated record